This is a messenger RNA of Aspergillus viridinutans, 864 nucleotides long. RefSeq lists its product as uncharacterized. The coding region runs from base 1 to 864 and encodes 287 amino acids. Lineage: Eukaryota; Fungi; Ascomycota; Eurotiomycetes; Eurotiales; Aspergillaceae. The transcript has 2 exons. The record is from RefSeq and is a predicted model, not a curated record.
AUGCCUCUGAAGAAAAAAUCGAAGAAGGCUGCUGACGUGAACAUUUAUACCGAUGCCGAUGCUAGGUCUACCGCUGUGCUCGCAACCAAGACUGACAUAGCCUCAGAGUCUGACAUGAUUGCCGAUGCGAAAAGGUCACUGGCUGAAUGCCUUGAUACCGACGAACUCCAUUCGGAAGUCCUGUAUGAUAACAUGUAUACCGGCAAUGACAAAGGUCUUGGAAUAGUCAGGGAACACGCAAGAAUACCUGCACUAGAGACCAAGCUCGAAGGGUUGCAGAAAGAGCUUUAUGAUGAGCGCAAGGAGAGAAGGGACCAAUUCAGUGAACUCCAUAAUGCAUUCAAUCGGCUAGCGCAACAGACAGACGCAAGGUUCUCUGUUCGUUAUGCUGAUAUCAGGAGCAGGUUUCUCUCUACAUUCCGGAGAGGUUUCAUGGACGAUGAGUCGAGGGAAGAUCAAAAGGUCAUUGACCAGGGAAACGUCGCCGCUCACCACGGAUUCUUUAUGGCGGACGCUAUGCUAUAUGAUCCAGAGGGCUUUAUAAAUAAACAUAGCCAGCAAUUCCCACCACGCACUGAUCUGGAUACCUUCAAGCUUCUUUAUGGUGUUGACCCUAGCCUUGCUAAGAAAAUUGAUUACACGCCGACAGUUCAGGUACUAGAGAGACAUGCCAUGGUCCGCGCUUCGUCUAGAUUUCAAAUGACCGCCCUGUUUGAGGAGAAAUUUCAAGCAUUCAUACGCGCUUUGAAAGCCACAGACUACGCUGGUGAUUACCUGAAUUUCCAAUCAGAUCAGGUUGCAGAGCUUCUGUUCGCAUACCAAGAGUUCUGGAAGGCUAGCAGACAGUGCCAGCCACUACGGUGA